CAAGUCGGUACCGUACCCCCCGAGACCGAGCGAAAGAGAAGGAAACGACGAGUCUCCCCUUGGCGCGUUCUCUCGCGGGUCGACGCUCGUUUGCUCGCUGCUCGCUUGCACGUAACGCGUUCGUUCGUUGGUCCCUUGGCCGGUUCGUCGAUUCAUUGGCUCGAUCGGCCGAUCGGUCGAUCGAUCGAUCGCUCGCGCGCGCGCACUCGUCACGCACUCUCAGCUCGCCCUCUCGAUACGCGAUAACACCGAAGGAGGAGGAGGACGUUUGCUGCUGCUGCUGCUGCUGCUGCUGCUGUUGCUGCUGCUGCGUCUCGCAACGCUAGUCUCGCGCGAGAUCGAAAGAAACGGGACAAAAGGGAACGAUCGGAUAUACGCGACGACAACGAGGACGACGAACGAUUUCGGAGGCUGUCAGCCUGCCUUCGACAACUCCAUUAUUAGCUGAUCCCGAUAGAAGAUCCCAACAGGAAGCAUCGGAGGAAGGUUGCCAGGUAUCCUUCGGCUUCAGUGUGCCUCUCCCACCACCUCUGAUUCGGCGAGAACUCGGCAAGGGUGACACACCCACCCCUCGAAAAAAGCCCUUCGGGGGGUGAGUUUCCGGCAGUCGACGUCACCCGGUCCGUUCUACCAACUACAGUCGCUCGACGAACGGCGUUACGGUUCUUACGAUCGAGCUAGUAUAUACCGCCGCCUUUGACAACUGACCCUACACAUCCUACGUAUCCAGCUUCGUGCAUCCUACUACUAUCGAGACACCCCGGGCCCCUCUGAACGUUCCCCUCUUUUCCGAUCUCACCGAAUUGGCGAGAUUUCUCCAGUAAUCACCUCGAUGUCGACGAUGAUCUAGACGCUCGUUGAUCGAAACGAUUAUUCGGCUAGCGUUCAUCCCCGUCUCUCGACCUCGGUCCACGAGUGUGUCCACGACGAACCCUUCGACGUUUCUACUAUGUGCGCGACACCGUUCCCGACGACGAGUAUCGUGUGAUGUUUCUAAUCCGGUGAGUGAGCGUUGGUGCGUGGUGUUUUGCCGCUCGACAAAGGUCUCGACGAAGCAGAAUCGCGAGAAGCAGGUCCGCGCCGCUGUUGUCAUCCGAUCGCCAACGGAAGAUGAGACUCUGGGUGGUCAUCGGCGCUCUGGCGGUGGCGAUCAACGCGUCCAUCGCCGAAAUCACCAGGAACAAGAACCGCGGCAGAGGAUCGAUGUGGUGGGGAAUCGCCAAGGCAGGGGAGCCGAAUAAUUUUUUGCCAAUGUCGCCGGCCUCCCUUCACAUGGAUCCGACGGUGUACGCGACCUUGAGGAGAAAGCAGCGCAGGCUGGCCAGAGAAAAUCCCGGGGUACUGAUGGCCGUGGCCAGAGGUGCGAACCAGGCGAUCGCCGAGUGCCAGCAUCAGUUUCGCAAUCGCCGAUGGAACUGCUCGACCAAGAAUUUCCUCCGUGGGAAAAACCUCUUUGGCAGGAUCGUCGACAGAGGCUGUCGAGAGACCGCCUUCAUCUACGCCAUCACGAGCGCGUCUGUGACGCACAGCAUCGCGAGAGCGUGCAGCGAGGGCAGCAUCCAAUCGUGCUCCUGCGACUACACGCAUCAAUCGCGGGCACCGUCCACCACGCGUGACUGGGAAUGGGGUGGAUGCUCGGACAACAUCGGCUACGGGUUCAAGUUCUCCCGUGAAUUCGUCGACACCGGAGAGCGUGGCCGAAAUCUGCGCGAGAAGAUGAAUCUGCACAACAACGAAGCCGGCAGAGCGCACGUGUCGUCGGAGAUGCGACAGGAGUGCAAGUGCCACGGCAUGUCCGGCUCCUGCACUGUCAAGACCUGCUGGAUGAGGCUGCCGAAUUUCCGCGUGGUCGGCGACAACCUAAAGGAUCGAUUCGACGGCGCGUCGCGAGUCAUGGUGAGCAACUCGGACCGGGUGCGUGGCAACGGAAACGCGAUCGUGAGCAACUCGGCGAGCAACUCGGUGCACGGCCAUCGGGAGGGUCUGGGUCGUCGACACCGGUACAACUUUCAGCUGAAGCCGUACAAUCCGGAGCACAAGCCGCCGGGCCCGAAGGACCUCGUUUACCUGGAGCCAUCGCCGCCGUUCUGCGAGAAGAAUCCGAAACUCGGCAUUCUCGGGACACACGGCAGACAGUGCAACGACACGAGCAUCGGUGUCGACGGCUGUGACCUGAUGUGCUGCGGCAGAGGCUACAAGACGCAAGAGGUGACGGUGGUCGAGAGAUGCGCGUGCACGUUUCACUGGUGUUGCGAGGUCAAGUGUCAGCUGUGCAGAAUCAAGAAGACGGUACACACGUGCCUCUAGGCUCUGUGCUUUUUCUCGUCCCUUUGCCUCUCGAAGAGACUACCUCCUUCCUGGCGAAGGACGUUUUCGUAGUCUCUCUUGACUACGUUGUCGGGACAAGGUGGUCCAGGUGAUUCUACCGCGAAGAACUGCAGUGCACCCGUCUACAGGUUGAGACCGAGUCGCGUGACGAAGCUUGCCGAAUUAGAUCGAGCCGCUCCUUGUCGCCCAGUAUUACGCGAAACCGAUCGAGAGACCGUGUAUUUGUUACGACGUUCCACGGACUACACGUGGACUAAAGACUGAGACGGUGCGAGGGAUCGUUAUCGGAUCGCGAUAGUGACGUUAGUAACAGUUAGACGUAAUAAUCGGCGCACGCUGUACAUACGACAAUCCCUCUUGUUUCCCGUCUCGCUUCGAAAUCGCGUCGCCUUCUCCCUUCCCCGGGAGAAGACACCGCGCGACCGCGAGGCUCGUUAGAUUCGUUAUUUAUUCCGACCCUUCGGAUCGCGUAUUUGUAUAUAUAUUCGUAGACCGUAGAUAACGCGUAAAUUCGCUGAUUUAUAUGUAAAUGUAUAAAUAUAAAUAUAUAUUUUUUGAAGACCGCGUUGUAAAUAAUCGACGCCGUGGAAACGAAGCGAACGCACCGCGAGGUACGAGUAAAUUAUUUUUAUAUACGUCACACUCUCCCUCUUAGAUCCUUGCCGCUCGAUUCGCGCGAGCCUGUCCCGUAGAAUUAGAGAAACCAUUAGCCCCGUGUCGAACGUCUCGACCUCCAUCCCCGAGCGAGAGAACGAUAAUUUACGACACCUGUAACGCAUA
Molecule: messenger RNA, 3108 nt
Organism: Frieseomelitta varia
Lineage: Eukaryota; Metazoa; Arthropoda; Insecta; Hymenoptera; Apidae
Gene: wg
Product: protein Wnt-1
Exons: 4
Coding region: 1111-2307 (398 amino acids)
Biological process (GO): neuron differentiation; multicellular organism development; cell fate commitment
Cellular component (GO): extracellular region
Molecular function (GO): cytokine activity; frizzled binding
Source: RefSeq, a predicted model, not a curated record